Messenger RNA from Echinops telfairi (small Madagascar hedgehog), 5600 nucleotides. RefSeq names its product par-3 family cell polarity regulator (gene PARD3). The record is from RefSeq and is a predicted model, not a curated record. Bases 1 to 3930 code for a protein of 1309 amino acids. NCBI's taxonomy places the organism in Eukaryota, Metazoa, Chordata, Mammalia, Afrosoricida, Tenrecidae. The transcript is spliced from 25 exons. Gene Ontology annotation, cellular component: apical plasma membrane; cell cortex; apical junction complex. Gene Ontology annotation, molecular function: phosphatidylinositol binding; protein binding. Gene Ontology annotation, biological process: establishment of centrosome localization; microtubule cytoskeleton organization; establishment or maintenance of epithelial cell apical/basal polarity.
AUGCACUUCUCUCUCCUGGCCUAUAGGGGCCACUGUGGUUUUGAGUUUGAGAGCUUUGGCCUGGAGAGUCACCUCUUGGAUCCAAACUACUGGAUACAGGUGCACCGCUUGGAGCAUGGAGAUGGAGGGAUCCUAGACCUUGAUGACAUUCUCUGUGAUGUAGCAGAUGACAAAGACCGAUUGGUAGCUGUCUUUGACGAGCAAGACCCACAUCAUGGCGGGGAUGGCACCAGCGCCAGCUCCACUGGCACCCAGAGCCCAGAGAUCUUUGGCAGUGAGGUUGGCACCCACAGUGUCUCAGCCUUUCAGCCUUACCAGGCGACAAGUGAAAUUGAGGUCACGCCAUCAGUCCUUCGUGCAAAUAUGCCUCUUCAUGUGCGACGAAGCAGUGACCCAGCGUUAAUUGGCCUGUCGACCUCGGUCAGCGAUCAUAACUUUUCCUCAGAAGAACCAUCACGGAAAAACCCCACACGCUGGUCCACAACAGCUGGCUUCCUCAAGCAGAACACUGCUGGCAGCCCCAAAACCUGUGACAGGAAGAAAGAUGAGAACUACCGGAGCCUACCAAGGGAUACCAGUAAUUGGUCUAACCAAUUCCAGAGAGACAAUGCUCGCUCCUCUCUCAGUGCCAGUCAUCCAAUGGUGGACAAGUGGCUGGAGAAACAAGAACAGGAUGAGGAUGGGGCAGAAGAAGACAAUAGCAGGGUGGAACCAGUUGGACAUGCGGACACUGGCUUGGAGAAUAUGCCCAGCUUUUCUCUGGAUGAUAUGGUAAAGCUCGUUCAAGUCCCCAACGAUGGAGGGCCUCUGGGAAUCCAUGUAGUGCCUUUCAGUGCUCGAGGCGGCAGAACCUUGGGGUUAUUAGUAAAACGAUUGGAGAAAGGUGGCAAGGCGGAACAAGAAAACCUUUUUCAUGAGAAUGAUUGCAUUGUCAGGAUUAAUGAUGGCGACCUACGAAAUAGAAGAUUUGAACAAGCACAGCAUAUGUUUCGCCAAGCCAUGCGUACACCCAUCAUUUGGUUCCAUGUGGUUCCUGCAGCAAAUAAAGAGCAGUAUGAACACCUGUCCCAAAGCGAGAAGAACAGCUACUACUCGAGCCGCUUCAGCCCAGACAGCCAGUAUGUGGACAACCGGAGCGUGCACAGUGCAGGACCGCACACCACACCCAGAGUGCCCCGGCCGAACCAUCCGCCCGAGCAGAUAGACUCUCACCCCCGACUACCUCAUAGUGCAAACCCUGCUGGGAAACCGCCAUCAGCCCUGGCUCCAGCACCCCACCACGUGUUCAAUACAAAUGUCAGCGGUGGUUACAACACCAAGAAAAUAGGAAAAAGACUUAAUAUCCAGCUGAAGAAAGGGACAGAAGGCUUGGGGUUUAGCAUCACUUCCCGAGAUGUAACCAUCGGUGGAUCGGCUCCCAUUUACGUGAAGAACAUUCUUCCGAGAGGUGCUGCCAUUCAGGACGGCAGACUCAAGGCAGGAGAUAGGCUCCUAGAGGUCAAUGGAGUCGAUUUAGCAGGCAAAUCCCAAGAGGAAGUUGUUUCCCUGUUGAGAAACACCAAGAUGGAAGGGGUUGUGAGCCUUCUGGUCUUUCGCCAGGAAGACGCCUUCCACCCGAGGGAACUGAAUGCAGAGCCAAGCCAGAUGCAGAUUCCAAAAGAAACGAACGCAGAAGACGAAGAUAUUGUUCUCACCCCUGAUGGCACCAGGGAAUUUCUGACAUUUGAGGUUCCUCUCAACGACUCAGGAUCAGCUGGGCUUGGUGUCAGUGUCAAAGGGAACCGGUCCAAGGAGAACCACGCAGACCUGGGGAUCUUCGUCAAGUCCAUUAUUAACGGAGGAGCGGCAUCUAAAGAUGGAAGGCUUCGGGUGAAUGAUCAGCUGAUAGCUGUAAAUGGAGAAUCCCUGUUGGGCAAGACGAACCAAGACGCCAUGGAAACCCUCCGCCGGUCCAUGUCUACAGAAGGGAACAAGCGCGGAAUGAUUCAGCUCAUUGUAGCGCGGCGCAUCAGCAAGUGCAGCGAGCUCAAGUCACCUGGGAGCCCCCCUGGACCUGAGCUACCCAUCGAAACAGUGCUGGAUGAUAGAGAAAGGAGAAUUUCCCAUUCCCUCUACAGCGGGAUUGAGGGGCUGGAUGAAUCUCCCACAAGAAAUGCUGCCCUCAGCAGGAUAAUGGGUAAAUACCAACUGUCCCCCACGGUGAAUAUGCCUCAGGAUGACACUGUCAUCAUAGAAGAUGACAGGCUGCCCGUGCUGCCCCCACAUCUCUCUGACCAGUCGUCUUCUGGCUCCCACGAUGACAUGGGAUUCGUCGUGACCGACGCUGGUGCCUGGGCUAAGGCCGCGAUCGGCGAUUCCGCAGAUUGCUCUUUGAGCCCAGAUGUUGACCCAGGCCUUGCUUUUCAACGAGAAGGAUUUGGACGCCAGAUAGCUGACGAGACUAAACUCAAUACUGUGGAUGACCAGAAAGCAGGUUCUCCCAGCAGAGAUGUAGGACCGUCCCUGGGUCUGAAGAAGUCAAGCUCUUUGGAGAGCCUGCAGACAGCCGUCGCCGAGGUGACUUUGAAUGGGGACAUUCCUUUCCACCGUCCAAGACCCCGAAUCAUCCGAGGGAGGGGCUGCAACGAGAGCUUCAGGGCCGCCAUCGACAAGUCUUACGAUAAGCCUGCUGUAGAUGACGACGAUGAAGGCAUGGAGACCUUGGAAGAAGAUACAGAAGAAAGUUCGAGAUCCGGGCGAGAGUCUGUCUCCACAGCUAGUGACCACCCUUCUCACUCCCUGGAGAGACAAAUGAAUGGAAACCAAGAGAAAGGCGAUAAGAGUGACCGGAGGAAAGACAAGACUGCAAAAGAGAAAAAGAAAGAUAGAGACAAAGAAAAGGACAAAAUCAAAGCCAAGAAGGGAAUGCUGAAGGGCUUGGGAGACAUGUUCAGGUUUGGCAAACAUCGAAAAGAUGACAAGAUUGAGAAAACGGGUAAAAUAAAAAUGCAGGAAGCCCUUACUUCAGAAGAGGAGAGGAUUCGAAUGAAGCAGGAGCAGGCGAGGAUUCAAGCCAAAACGCGAGAGUUUAGAGAGCGGCAAGCUCGAGAGCGUGACUAUGCCGAAAUCCAGGAUUUCCAUCGGACCUUUGGCUGCGAAGAUGACUUGCUGUUUGGGGGCAUGUCUUCAUAUGAAGGUUCCCUGGCGCUCAACGCCAGACCCCAGAGCCCAAGAGAAGGGCAUCUGAUGGAUGCUUUGUAUGCUCAAGUGAAGAAGCCCCGGAAUGCCAAGGCUUCACCUGCAGACAGCAACAGAUCAACUCCCAGCAACCAUGAUCGGAUACAGCGUUUGAGGCAGGAGUUUCAACAAGCAAAGCAGGAGGAAGACGGAGAGGACCGCCGACGGACCUAUAGCUUUGAACAGCCCUGGCCGAACUCCAAACCAUACACGCAGAGCGGCCGGCACUCGGUGUCCGUGGAGGUGCAAAUGCAGAGGCAGCGACAAGAGGAGCGAGAGAGCUUCCAGCAAGCCCAGCGCCAGUACAGCUCCCUGCCUCGGCAAAGCAGGAAAAAUGCCAGUUCGGUCUCUCAGGAUUCCUGGGAACAGAACUACUCACCUGGCGAAGGCUUCCAGAGUGCCAAGGAGAACCCCAGGUAUUCCAGCUACCAAGGCUCGAGGAACGGCUACCUGGGCGGGCACGGCUUCAAUGCCAGGGUGAUGCUGGAGACCCAGGAGCUCCUGCGCCAGGAGCAGAGGCGGAAAGAGCAACAGAUGAAGAAGAAGCCGCCCCCGGAGGGGCCCAACAACUAUGACUCAUAUAAGAAAGUCCAGGACCCCAACUACACCCCUCCCAAGGGGCCCUUCCGGCAAGACGUGCCCCCCUCCCCGUCUCAGGUGGCGAGGCUGAACAGACUGCAGAGUCCUGAGAAGGGCCGACCCUUUUACUCCUGAGCAGGAGAAGAACAGAUACUUCAUGUCAUGCAAUAAAGGACAUUUUCCUAUGAAGACUUGUAUUUUGGAGCGUUUUUUAAAAACCUUGACGGUACUAUGGAAUAUUUCUGUUGUUGGUAUCAGUGCCUUUAAGGAGUGUGGGCAAAGAAGUGGAAGGCCUUAAUGUCUUUGCCAUUAUAUCUCAAGUAUCUCUUUCCUAGAAGGAUUUCCCACCAUCUGACAAUCAUCUUUUCAACGUAUUCCUCUGUUCUGCAUCUCUCGGGGGUAUCAGGACACGCAGCCCAAUUCAUGGCAUGUCCCUAGCUUGGCUAUGGCCAACCCCUAAAAUCUGUGGAGACAAUAUGUGCUUGAAGUUAAUGGUGGAAUUGAUCUCUUUCCCUCUUUACUUUUUCUUAGAUGUGAGGCAACACCUCAAGUUCUGGUGGAUAGGAACGGCUGACAGGCACCAGAAGUUGAAGUGUUAUAGUCCCUCACGGCAUACCCAUUUAUCCAUACUUUAAAGCAGUAUGGUUUCCCCCCUUUUCUUUCUCACCUCCUUGGGAAAGGAAAGUUCUUUGUCCUAAUAAAAAUGUUAAGCCAUAUCACACUUUCUGGUUAUCAUGGGUCUCCUUUUAGAACUGCCUUACAACGCCACAUGAUCAAUAAACUCAACAGUGAUGACUGCCGUCUGUGUUUAUAAAUACCCUGUUCAGUCACGUCCCUAACACAUUUGAUGAGUCCCCACCGCUCUGCGAUGGGAACGUGGGAGAGGGGGCUGAUCCAUGGUGAGGGGGUAGGGCCGGGCCGGGCCCACCUAUGGGCCUCUGCGUGUUUCCUGAGGUGGGAGGUGGCAGCUAAGAAAAGAAUUCUCCCAGAAUGAGCUUGCACUUCAGUACAUCCCGAUAAUUAUUUUAAUUACUUUCUGUUCUGACAGGUUGACAGGAAGGGCUCAGAGUGGGACAAAGAUAAAUCAGACAGUUGUUUGGGAAUUCUAAAACCUGAUCCGCUUUCUGUGUAUUUUGAAGUCAGAAGUGAGAUGUGCUCAGUAUACCCACAGGCUGUAUCACUGCCCGGUGAUGCCGUGCUCCUGAACGCUUCUCCUGCAAAAGGUCAGCAGCCAGCAGAACAUAUCCGACAGAGAACAUGCUGGUGCCCCAGCGUGGUGAUGACAGAAAACUGCUUCCAUGUCGAUAUUUUUAAUGUACAGGAUGGGUCACAAGAACCUCUGUUGCGCAUCGGUUUUUAUUUGCUGGUUUGAACGUCAUGCGUUGUAAAGCAUCACUGGGUGGCUGAAGUGCCUGCAAAUCCUCAUGUGAAACAAAGCUUGAGAUCCAAGCUCAGCAUACCUUGUAUUCACAGAAAAGAAAAAUAAGACACAAAAAAGUAAAGCUAUGUAUUGAUACGCCUAUAUCUAUAUAUUUUUUGUACUGGCACAUUGUAUUUUUGUGUCAACUUGUUUUUAGGAAAGAUGUGAAGUGCCCACAUGUGCACCUGUGUCUCGGAUACUUAUGCAGUUUUUGUGUCCUCGUUGUCUGUGUUAAUCAUGCGUAGCGAUGUUGCAAUGGUGUGACCAAUGUAAGCACGGUGGCCCUGGACGGCAGCAGCUCUUUCUCACGGCUCUCCCGAAGCUGGGGGAAACAGCUUUCCUUGUACAUACGCCACUUCUAAUAAAGGACGUAUUUCUUCCUGUU